UUCUGAAAAAGAUUCUAUUAAGCAAUAGUUUUGCUUGAUUUUAGGAUUUUACAUCAACUUUUACAUGUAAAAAUAGGAUUUUUUUUGAAUAAUUUCUUAAAUUUUAUUAUAAAUAUACUUCAAUUUAAAUUUAAAUUUGUCAAAUUUAUUUACAUUAGAACAAUAGAAAAUGCAGGUGAUUCCCAGAUGGCGCACAUUAUUAUUUUCACGAUGUUCAACCCAAUUUGCUUCCUUGCAUUCAACUCCAUUUUGCAACGAGAAAUGGAAGAACAAAUGGAAAUCUGACUUCAAGGGAGCCCAGCAACCAUCUAAAAAUCACACCCGAUAUGUUAUACGUCAGAAACGAGCUGAUGCGAAGAAAGCGCUUUGGAGUCUUCUCUCUAAGUAUGGGGACUCAGGAACUCCCUUUCAGAAUGGUGAACGCCUGUCCGGCAAUGCUGGCAUUGGUCAUUGUUCAAAUAGCUCUGCAAAGAAGAGCCGUUCAAAGUCGGAAUCUCAUCGUGCGGAAAAGAUCCACAACCAUAGAAUGAGACGUAAGUUUCGGAAAGGAUAUUUAUCAGACGACGAUGAUGAUCAUCCCGAAACUAUCUUUCAGGCAACUUUUGGAAAUAGGUGGUAUACAUGGUCUAACUCACAGAAUGAAUCUUCUCGGAGAUCAACUCCCGGGUUUGACUGGAGAGAAUCUUUUCACCAUACAAGUGAUCAUCAAGAAGAAUGGGCGAGAUCGAAUGUAUCUGAUUCUGAAGAUGAGGCUUUUAAUGUAGGAUUGCAUUCAGAUAGAGCGCAACUUGGCCUGCCAAAAAAUGGUCCUCUGAAGUUGAAAGAUGUGAAAAAUGCGUUCCAUUUAUCGGCACUGAAGUGGCACCCUGAUAAACAUCCAGGCCCUUCACAGGCCGCAGCUGAAGAAAAGUUCAAGAUGUGCGUGACCGCGUAUAAAUCAUUGUGCAGUGCAUUGUCCAGUGCCUGAGCUGUUUACUGGAGUUCUGACAUACUGUUACAGGUUUUAUGGCCUUAAUGAUAUCCAUGGCUUGAAUUCGGGAGACAAGACAAGUGGAGAUGUUAGAUGUGUAUACUCAACACUCAAUAAUGAGAUUCAGUUUUCACCAUGUUUUGCUGCUGAAUGUGGCUGAAUGUCGAUGUUAUGCAUUGUUUUGUUUGUCUUGGUCCUCUUGGACAAGAUCUCCAAUUGUCUAGGUUGUGUUUUUUAGAUGUAUAUGUAUGUUUUAUAAAUUUUGUCUGCUUUUUAUUGAAUACAUUGUCAAGCGUGUGUUGUACUUAGUUAAUAUUAUAUACUUCCUCCGUUAUAAAAUAAGCGUAAUUCUUUCCAUUUUCAAAAGUUCAAAAUAAAUGAACAUUAAUUUAUUUGACAUCAA
Beta vulgaris subsp. vulgaris (sugar beet) is the source of this 1373-nucleotide messenger RNA. RefSeq lists its product as hypothetical. Bases 170 to 967 code for a protein of 265 amino acids. The record is from RefSeq and is a predicted model, not a curated record. The transcript is spliced from 7 exons. Lineage: Eukaryota; Viridiplantae; Streptophyta; Magnoliopsida; Caryophyllales; Amaranthaceae.